Molecule: messenger RNA, 1903 nt
Organism: Phoenix dactylifera (date palm)
Lineage: Eukaryota; Viridiplantae; Streptophyta; Magnoliopsida; Arecales; Arecaceae
Source: RefSeq, a predicted model, not a curated record
GGUAAUAAAAUAGUAAAAUGAUUAUUCAUGGAAUGACUAUUCAUCUAUUGUAUUUUCAUCAAAUAGGGGGCAAGAAGACUCUAUGGAAAAAUGGUGGUUCAAUUCGAUGUUGUCUAACGAUAAGUUAGAGCAUAGGUGUGGACUAAAUAAAUCAAUGGAUAGUCUUGAUGCUAUUGGGCAUACCAGUGGAAGUGAAGAACCCAUUCUAAAUGGUACGGAGAAAAACAUUCCUAGUCGGAGUGAUAGUGGCAGUUAUAGUUUCAGAAAUGUUGAUUAUUUAUUUGAUAUCAGGGAUAUUUGGAGUUUGAUCUCUGAUGACACUUUUUUAGUUAGGGAUAGUAAUGGUGACAGUUUUUCCGUAUGUUUUGAUAUUGAAAAUCAGAUUUUUGAGAUUGACAAUGAUAGUUCUUUUCUGAGUGAACUAGAAAGUUUUUUUUCUAGUUAUUUAAAUAGUGGGUCUAAGAGAAACAAUCACUACUAUUAUCAUUACAUAUAUGAUACUCAAUCUAGUUGGAAUAAUCACAUUAAUAGUUGCAUUGAUAAUUAUCUUCGUUUUGAAGUCAGUAUUAAUAGUUCCAUUUCGGGCGGUACCGACAAUUACAGUGACAGUUACAUUUAUAGUUUCAUUUGUACUGAAAAUGUAACUGGUAGUGAAAGUGGGAGUUCUGGUAUAAGAACUAGUAAAAAUGGCAGUGAUUUCAAUAUAAGAAGAAGAUCUAAUGAUUUCGGUAGAAAUAAAAAAUACAGACAUUUAUGGGUUCAAUGCGAAAAUUGUUAUGGAUUAAAUUAUAAAAAAUUUUUUAGGUCAAAAAUGAAUAUUUGUGAACAGUGUGGAUAUCAUUUGAAAAUGAGCAGUUCAGAUAGAAUCGAACUUUCGAUUGAUCCGGGGACUUGGGAUCCUAUGGAUGAAGAUAUGGUCUCUAUGGACCCCAUUGAAUUUCAUUCAGAGGGGGAACCCUAUAGAGAUCGUAUCGAUUCUUAUCAAAGAAAGAUAGGUUUAACUGAAGCUGUUCAAACAGGCAUAGGUCAACUAAAUGGUAUUCCCAUAGCAAUUGGGGUUAUGGAUUUUAAGUUCAUGGGAGGUAGUAUGGGAUCCGUAGUAGGCGAGAAAAUCACCCGUUUGAUCGAGUAUGCUACUAAUCGAUCUUUACCUGUCAUUAUUGUGUGUGCUUCUGGAGGAGCGCGCAUGCAAGAAGGAAGUUUGAGUUUGAUGCAAAUGGCUAAAAUAUCUUCCGCUUCAUAUAAUUAUCAAUCAAAUAAAAAUUUAUUCUAUGUAUCAAUCCUUACAUCUCCUACAACCGGUGGAGUAACAGCCAGUUUUGGUAUGUUGGGAGAUGUCAUUGUUGCUGAACCUAAUGCCUACAUUGCAUUUGCGGGUAAAAGAGUAAUUGAACAAACAUUGAAAAAGACAGUACCCGAUGGUUCACAAGCGUCUGAGUAUUUAUUCCAUAAAGGCUUAUUUGACCCAAUUGUACCACGUAAUCCUUUAAAAGGUGUUCUGAGUGAGUUAUUUCAGCUCCACGGUUUCUUUCCCUUGAAUCAAAAUUCAAAAAAUUAAUAAAGUAUAGCACUAAAUUCAGUUAUUUGUAGCGAACAAGUAUUUAGUUCAUCGUAAUCAAAAAAAAAACUAAAAAGAAUGGUGUUUUCUUUGAUGACAUAAGUUCUACUUGUAAUAAGAAUUAGAAGUUUCGGGUAAUUACUUUUUAUUUUUUCCUCCAGAUCUAUUUUUUUAUCCUACCUCUAUUCAUGAUUAGUAAUCACAAACCUUCUAUCAACAGGAUAAAAAAGUGAAUUUUUCCCUCCGAAGAAUUAGAAUUAGGGAAAAUAAAAAAAAAAUUCUCUGGCCUUCUUACGUAUUAAUAUAGACAAUAAAAAAAAAUAUCGAAAUCAAAAUAAAAAGAAA